GUCUCUCCUCUCUUAUCUUCCCAUUAAAAACUAAAAAGUCUCAGCUGUUUUUAUUUCCUUUUCCGUAGAGAGAGAGAGAGAGAGAGAGAGAGAUGGAUAGGGUGUUUUCAGUGGACGAUGACAUGAGCAACCAUUUCUGGUCUUCGGCGCCGCCGCCCCCGACGGCGGAUUCACCUACCUCCUCCGCGGCGGCCGCCGCCAAUUCCUACUCGAAGAUGAUGAUGAAUCGCAGCUCCUCCGAAUGGGCUUUCCAGCGCUUCCUCCAAGAAGCUGCCGGUACCACCACACCUACAAUGGCGUCUUCAUCCUCAUCUUCUCACCAUAACGAUGUCGUUGAGAUCAAAGAUGAGAACCUUUCUUCUACUCCUAAUAAUAAUAAUAAUAAUCUGGAUUCCAGUAGUACGGCGUUGAAUUCGAAGCAGGCAACGACGUCGUUUCCACCACAGAAUAUUCCCACUGAUUCUGAAGAAUAUCAAGCCUUCCUCAAAAGCCGCCUCGAUUUGGCUUGCGCUGCUGUCGCCUUGAGUCGCGCGAAGAAUCUAAAGCCUCAAACUUCAAGUUCUACGGCACCUGACAAAGGAUCAGAGACUGCUAGUGUAUCACAAUCAGGAUCUAAAGGAUCUGGCCAGGAAGUGACAAAAGUUCAAGAUAAGGAUUCUGGCGGUCCAGUUGGAAUACCCUCCUUGCCCCCAGUGCAGAAAAAACCUGCAGUGCAGGUGAAGUCAACAACCAGUGGUUCAUCUAGAGAGCAAUCUGAUGAUGAUGAAGCUGAAGGAGAAGCAGAAACAACUCAAGGGACGGAUCCAGCAGUUGUGAAACGUGUGAGGAGAAUGCUUUCAAAUAGAGAAUCAGCCAGACGUUCAAGGAGAAGAAAGCAGGCCCAUCUCACAGAACUUGAGACACAGGUUUCUCAACUGAGAGGAGAAAACUCCUCCCUACUGAAACGUCUGACAGACAUAAGCCAGAAAUACAAUGAAGCUGCUGUUGAUAAUCGAGUCUUAAAGGCAGAUGUUGAGACAAUGAGAGCGAAGGUGAAAAUGGCAGAAGAAACUGUUAAAAGAGUUACUGGGGUAAAUCCAUUGUUCCAAGCUAUGUCUGAGAUAUCCUCAAUGGCAAUGCCAUGCUUCUCCGGUAGUCCUUCCGAGACAUCAGCAGACACUGCUGUGCCUGUGCAAGAUGAUCCGAAACAUCACUACUACCAACAACCGCCAAAUAAUCAUAUGCCAACCCAUGAUCCUAGAAUCCAAAAUGGUAUUGCUGAUGUUCCUCCAAUAGAACAUGUACAGCAGAAUCCUGCAACUUCAGCAGUUGGGGGGAAUAAGAUGGGUAGAACAUCUUCAAUGCAGCGGGUGGCUAGCUUGGAGCAUCUGCAGAAGCGCAUCCGUGGAGAAAUGAGUUCCUGUGGAACCCAAGGCCGGGGAGAGCAAUAAACAGGGCUAAAGCCACCAGCUGCACCGAAGAUUUUGCACAUGUAUGUUGAUAAAAUUAUACUGUUAUUAUCCAUCUGUGGCAGGAAAAAUGCCCAUUCUUUUGUAUGCAAUGCCUUCUUGGAUGAGACUAAUGCAUUGACAUCUCUUUCUCCUCUGUA
This is a messenger RNA of Lycium barbarum (goji berry), 1588 nucleotides long. Its product is annotated as light-inducible protein CPRF2. Gene Ontology annotation, molecular function: DNA-binding transcription factor activity. Bases 93 to 1430 code for a protein of 445 amino acids. Lineage: Eukaryota; Viridiplantae; Streptophyta; Magnoliopsida; Solanales; Solanaceae. The record is from RefSeq and is a predicted model, not a curated record. The transcript has 6 exons. Gene Ontology annotation, biological process: regulation of DNA-templated transcription.